Messenger RNA from Manduca sexta (tobacco hornworm), 778 nucleotides. Its product is annotated as acanthoscurrin-2-like. The transcript has 3 exons. Bases 83 to 649 code for a protein of 188 amino acids. Lineage: Eukaryota; Metazoa; Arthropoda; Insecta; Lepidoptera; Sphingidae. The record is from RefSeq and is a predicted model, not a curated record.
CAAACACUUACAAGUAUGCUCGUUAUGACAUAAGCUAGGCUGUAUAAAAAGGUAGGUCGGGACGUAGACAGCACAGUUCGAGAUGGGUCGACUAACGAUAGCCACACUCGCCUUAGGUCUCUUCGCCUGCGCCUACGCGGCACCAGGCUACGGGGGCGGCAGCCUCGGUGGUGGUGGCGGCGGCGGCGGCGGCGGCGGAGGUUUCGGAGGCGGCGGCGGUGGCGGCAAAGGCGGUGGAUUUGGCGGCGGCUCAGGAGGCGGUGGCGGCUUCGGAGGCGGCGGCGGCUUCGGAGGUGGUAGCGGCGGCGGUAAAGGCGGCGGCGGCGGAUUCGGAGGCGGUUCCGGAGGCGGCGGCGGUCUCGGAGGCGGCGGUGGUCACGGAGGCGCCGGAGGUGGCGGCCUAGGCGGUGGACACGGUGGUGCUGGAGGUGGUGGUCUCGGCGGCGGCAGCGGACUAGGAGGUGGCCACGGGGGCGGCGGCGGUGGUGGUCUCGGAGGUGGUCUCGGAGGGGGCCACGGAGGCAGCGGCGGUCACGGAGGCAGCGGAGGUCACGGAGGUAGUGGCAGCGGCGCUCACUCCAGCGCCAGCUCAAGUGCCAGCGCCGGCGCCGGCGGGUACGGCGGACACAGGGGCGGAUACGGACGUUAAGCCGCUCGGACGUUUUCGAUAGAAAAUUCAAAAUUAUGUGAUAUCUAAUAUAAUGUUUUGUUUGCCAUACUUGUAAAACAUCGUUAUAUACUUAGUUGUGAAAUAAAUAAAGCAUCUAUUUAAACUGUC